GCUGCAAGUUACCUUCUUACUCUUAACUCUUUCAACGUGCCCUUUCUUAUUGCAUUGUCCCUUCGUUCCCAUGGAAUGCAUGCUUUGCAACCACGAUGCGUGUCUGUCCGUGCGUUUGACAUGUUUACCAUUCGUGCGGCCGUCUUCCGGCAACCUAAUGCCAUUCUUUACCCUUAAUAUUUUUCAAAACCGUGACCCUCUUAGUCAGAAAAGUAUACCUUUUAAAAUGUGAACGGAUAUAGGUUUAGUGUAUCUAGCUAUACAGGAACAUAGAAAAAUUGGGACUGAUAACAGAAGCAGGUAACGAUCAACAUCAACUCUAUGAAAGAAAGAUAAGCAAUAUAUAUGUAUAUAUUAAUGCGAGUAGGAAAAAAAGAUCUGAAGAAGAACAAACCAAGGAAGGAAGGAAGGAAGGAAGAUGAAAACCCUUAACAAAAGGAGUUGGGGGAUUACGAAGUGAGGACUAGAAAUGGAAGCUGUUGCGACAUAGCCAUCCAUACAACCUCUACUACAGCUAGGGAUGCCGGGUUACAUGGUUCGGGUGCGGGCUGUGGUGAUGACCCGAGACGACUCGAGCGGGGGUUGGGUGCCCAUGGGUGGCGGCGGCCUGAGCCACGUGAUGAUCUGCAAAGUCCGACACCCCGAGGAAGGACGGCAUCGCCAGUACCUGAUCAGUGGGGAACGCCUCCGAGACCAGACGACCAUCUUGGAGUGCACACUGAAGAGGGACCUUGUCUACAACAAAGUGAACCCCAUUUUUCACCACUGGAAAGUGGGGGACAACAAGUUUGGCCUCACUUUCCAGAGCCCCGCAGACGCUGUGGCCUUUGAGAGGGGCGUGCAGACUGCCCUGGAGGAGAUCGCAGAAGGUUCCCUCUCACCUUCCUCUACUUCCUCCUCCUGUCAGGAUGAAGCCGAAGGGAAGGACGAAGCUCUUGCAGUGCACACAGACAGCGAGUCCUCAUCCAACAGCCAGAAGGAAAUGCUUCCCAAACCCAUCACUAUUGUAACCAGUGAGUCCUCGUCCAGCUGCUACAUGCGUUCACCCGUCUCAGAAGAGUUCUCCUUCAGCACACCAAAGGGAGCAGGGUCGGCCGGAUCGCAGGCCCAGCCUCAGCCCUUGCAGCAGUUGACCCUCCCGGAUGAGGAGGAAUUGGAGAGCAUCACCCCUUGCAGAGACCUCUGGGUGACCAAAGGCUAUGAGGACUACCGCCGGGCUGUAGUCCAGAAGCACCAACCGGACCCCGAUAAGAUCGACAUGUGCGUCCACUUCAAGAAGGGCGGUGGAAGCGGGAAGUCCUCGAGGGAGAAGGAAUAUAGCUUCCCGCCCGGGGCCGAGGGACGGCUCAAGGACCCCAAAGCCUCUCCCUCCUGCCGGAUCCAUGACGUCCCUUCGCCCCCCAAACACAAGCCACUGAAGGAGCAGCAGCAACCAUCCCCGCUUGGGGCUGCGGGCUUGGAGGAGGACACGGUGCCCUCUCGGUGCGUCUACUGCCGGGACGUCUUUAACAACGAGGAGAACGGGCGUGGGCAGUGCCAGGAUGCCCCCGACCCUAUUGGCCGCUGCGUCUAUCAAUUCACCUGCAUGUGGUGCGCCGAGAGCAUGCUGUACCACUGCAUGUCGGACUCGGAAGGGGAGUAUUCGGACCCUUGCUCGUGCGACACUGGCCACCCUCACUUCUGCAUCCGCUGGAUGGCCUUGGUCACCCUUUCCCUCGUGGUUCCUUGUAUGUGCUGCUAUCUGCCCCUCCAUGCCUGCCACUGGUGCGGCGAGCAUUGCGGCUGCUGUGGAGGCAAGCACAAGGCUGUGCGGUGA
Sceloporus undulatus (fence lizard) is the source of this 1816-nucleotide messenger RNA. It is a transcript of the gene SPRED3, whose product is annotated as sprouty related EVH1 domain containing 3. The transcript is spliced from 6 exons. Gene Ontology annotation, biological process: multicellular organism development; negative regulation of MAPK cascade. The coding region runs from base 521 to 1816 and encodes 431 amino acids. The record is from RefSeq and is a predicted model, not a curated record. Gene Ontology annotation, molecular function: protein kinase binding. Gene Ontology annotation, cellular component: membrane. Lineage: Eukaryota; Metazoa; Chordata; Lepidosauria; Squamata; Phrynosomatidae.